Molecule: messenger RNA, 1062 nt
Organism: Lasiosphaeria miniovina
Lineage: Eukaryota; Fungi; Ascomycota; Sordariomycetes; Sordariales; Lasiosphaeriaceae
Product: NADP-dependent oxidoreductase domain-containing protein
Exons: 2
Coding region: 1-1062 (353 amino acids)
Source: RefSeq, a predicted model, not a curated record
AUGCCUCUCAUCGCCCAGUCGCCCAAGAACCGGAUCAUCCUGGGGCUCAUGACCUUUGGCCCUGACGAGGCGACGGGCGCCCGCGUCACCAACAUUGACGAGUACGGCAAGGUGCUCGACCUGUUCCAGUCGCGCGGCUACAAUGAGGUCGACACGGCUCGUGUCUACGUCGGCGGCAAGCAGGAGGCCUUUACGCGCGACGCCCGGUGGAAGGACCGCGGCCUGACCCUCGCCACCAAGAUUAAGUACCCCGGCGAGCACGGCACCAACCUGCACGACAAGGUCAUCGAGUCGCUCAACCUCAGCCUGAAGGAGCUGGGCACCGACACUGUCGACCUUCUAUAUCUUCACGCUGCCGACCGCGGGGUGCCCUUCGUCGAGACGCUGUCAGCCAUUGACAAGCUGCACAAGGCGGGCAAGUUUGUGCAGUUCGGCAUCAGCAACUUUACGGCGUUCGAGGUGGCCGAGAUUGUGCUGACGUGCAAGCACAACGGCUGGGUGCGCCCGACUGUGUACCAGGGCAUGUACAACGCCAUCACGCGGGGCAUCGAGCCCGAGCUGGUGCCGGCGUGCAGGCGGUAUGGGCUUGAUAUUGUCGUCUAUAACCCCAUCGCCGGCGGGCUCUUCUCGGGCAAGAUCAAGUCGACCGACAUGGUUCCGGCCGAGGGCCGGUUCAGCGACAAGUCGCACACGGGCAAGAUGUACCGCAACCGCUACUACCGCGACUCCACGUUCCAGGCGCUGCAGAUCAUCGAGGCGGCCGUUGACAAGGCCGGCCUGACCAUGAUCGAGACGGCCCUGCGCUGGGUCGUCCACCACUCGGCCCUCAAGCUCGCCGUUAACGGCGGCAACGACGGUAUCAUCAUCGGCGUCUCUAGCGCCGAGCAGCUCGAUGCCAACCUCGCUAAUCUUGAGAAGGGCCCCCUACCAGCGGAAGUCGUCCAGGCCCUCGACGAAGCGUGGACCGUCUCAAAGGUCGAUACCACCCAUUACUGGCACGGGGAGAUCAAGUACGGCUACGACACGCGCCAGGCCCUGCUUGGCAGCCCAGACGCGAAAUGA